AGACCAAGUCAAAACGAAACAAACUGGCAGUGUGUUGAGAACGUUCGUGGAGUACGGUUGUGCGAAAAGCUUCUUCAAACUUUCAUUGCCUUAUUUGUUAUUCCUCUCGCCGGGCAUCAUGGAUGGAUUCUUUAAUAUUCCCGUUAGGUUGGGCGACUUCAGCGUAAUCGACGACGAGUUCAACUCUAUCAGAGGGCGAUUUGACACUGAAAUGAAGAAGAUGGAGGAAGAGAUGUCAAGAUUUCGUAACGAAUUAAUGAACCGCGAGUCUAACUUCUUCGGUCAAUCGAUGUUGACUUCGUCAAGUUCAUGCGUGCGAGAAUCCCGCGUUCAGAGAGGCUCUGGAGACAAAGAAGUUAAGCGAGAAUCAGAGACUUUUUCAAAGAGCUCCUCCAGCCAGCAUGACAACCAACUGCAGCCACAGGCAGGAGGCUCGUGGCUGGAGGGAAUGAACUCGCCUCUCAUCCAGAACGACGGCGACUGUAAGCAGCUGAAGCUCAGGUUCGACGUGUCACAGUACAAGCCCAACGAGAUCGUUGUCAAGACUGUCGAUAACAAGCUGCUCGUUCACGCCAAACACGAAGAGAAGAGCGAUUCUCGAAGCGUUUAUCGGGAAUACAAUCGAGAAUUCCUGCUGCCAAAAGGCACGAACCCGGAGUCCAUCAAGUCGUCCCUCUCUAAAGAUGGCGUCCUGACCGUCGAGGCGCCAUUACCCGCCAUCACGUCCGGGGAAACGAAAAUUCCCAUCGCUAUGAACUGAAUUCCUCCAUAGGUCACUCGUCGUAAGAAUACUAAUCUUCGGAGCUAAAUUUCUUAGAUUGGAUCGUCAUCAUCGUUGCGUAACAAAUUUUUUGGGCUGUAUUACGCGUAAGAGGCUUUCGAGUGUUCCUGUGUCGCAAGUUGGUGCUGCCUGUAGCAAUGGCUGUUCGUAGCAAGAGUCGAAUAAUUACUCUCUUGAACUGAAAAGGUUUAGCUGCAUUACAUUCUAUUUUUUUCUGCGUCCAAGAGUACGGAAAUUUCGGAGGAAGUUCGAAAGUUGGCUCCAUGAUUCAUUGCUAAUAACUUCUGUGUGAAUUUCAAACAAUAGUUACCUUGAAUCCAAAUUUUACUUUGGCUCGAUUUCAUCCCGUACGAACCGCUUCAUCAGAUGCUCAUGAAGUAUGUUUUUCUUAGAUGAAUUUGAACUGUUAGAGCGCAACUCGUCGAUGUGGCCUAUGGUUCUUUUAGUUGCGCUUCGAGGUUCUUUUUGUGGCCUACGGUUAGAGACUACUUUGUAUCGUUAAAUCUAUGAACGGAAAUAAUGUUACCUUGUACCAGUUUCUGAGACAACUCCUAUCGACAGUGCUUCAGCAUCGCUACAUAUCACCGUGUAUACUUUGGGCACAUCUUCUAGCCGGACAUUAAGUCAUUCGUAGUUGCUCCCACUGAUGGGAUUUUUGGUACUCGAAUCAAAAAUUCAUUUGGAAUGCCAAAGGACUUGACAAUAUUACAGUCUAAAGAGGUUCCCUUGCACGGUGGUCGUUUUAGUUCUCUGUUGUAGUUCGUUAUUUUGUUUACAUAGUGGAUUAACGUUAACAUAGCGUAUAGUUACGGACGUAGCAGAGCUGGAUGCUACGAGAAACUAGACUUUUUAUUUAUGGAAACUAACAACUGAUUGAUGAUGCUCUGGAAGAUUCCAAUUUUAUUCUCAUUGGUUUUUAUUCAACUCAGAAGACGUUUAUUUUCCAAUAAAGAAAUACUCACAUCAUCUAAAAAA
Messenger RNA from Hyalella azteca, 1756 nucleotides. Its product is annotated as heat shock protein 27. Gene Ontology annotation, biological process: protein refolding; response to heat. Gene Ontology annotation, molecular function: protein folding chaperone. The coding region runs from base 119 to 760 and encodes 213 amino acids. The transcript has 4 exons. The record is from RefSeq and is a predicted model, not a curated record. NCBI's taxonomy places the organism in Eukaryota, Metazoa, Arthropoda, Malacostraca, Amphipoda, Hyalellidae.